Messenger RNA from Salvelinus fontinalis (brook trout), 7091 nucleotides. RefSeq names its product glutamate receptor ionotropic, kainate 3-like. Gene Ontology annotation, molecular function: kainate selective glutamate receptor activity; transmitter-gated monoatomic ion channel activity involved in regulation of postsynaptic membrane potential. The coding region runs from base 801 to 3752 and encodes 983 amino acids. Lineage: Eukaryota; Metazoa; Chordata; Actinopteri; Salmoniformes; Salmonidae. The transcript has 16 exons. Gene Ontology annotation, biological process: synaptic transmission, glutamatergic; modulation of chemical synaptic transmission; monoatomic ion transport. Gene Ontology annotation, cellular component: plasma membrane; presynaptic membrane; kainate selective glutamate receptor complex. The record is from RefSeq and is a predicted model, not a curated record.
CAGUGAAUCUGUCCAACCACGCACAGGUUGCGAGUUGAACAAGCAUUCCGUUAAAAAAAAAGCCAUUCUGGUCGUGCACGGAUUUUUUGUUAUUGAUUUUUCUAAAACUUGAAGCGCAAUAGGUUAUUCCUUCACUGCGCUAUGAGAAAAACAGACAGCAACGACUUCUGCAUUAUGAAGAAGCUUUUCUUAAAUCUUUCGAAUAAUUUUUCUAAAUGAACAUUAAUUGCAAUUUAGACAACAAUCUGCAUGAUAAUAACUGCAAUUUGGCUAUGUCUACAUUUUUGAAAAAUGUAAUAUUUCAAAUCAGCACAGAUAUUUUAUAUAUUUGAAAUGUGUUAUGAGCUUGCAUGAAUUCUGAAGAAACGUAUUAAGAAAGGUUUUCAAGGCUUCUUGUGGCUAACACCGGUCAGAGCAUCGUUGGAGGCGACCAAAAGUACCGCAGGCGCAGUCCCCUUCCGCAUUUGUACGGGAAUCCAGCCCGGUUGUUCUCGAGCCAGCAGACAAAUAGCAUCAACCGUAGGAGGGGAAGGGAUACAGACUCGUGCAAGGCUAAUUGUAGCAGCCAGCAUUCGCAGGUGUAACACUGAUCCGCCUGUGUGUGGAACUGGGGUAUAAUCUCGACAAGCCGUUCAAAGCCUUGAGAGUGAAAAAACUGGGAGAAUGUUGCACCAAGUACAAUGAGAGCCCAUUUGUCGCAGACACACAAAUCCACAUAUGACUCUGUCGAAUUCAAAUUUGGUGAGCAACACUGAAGCGACUUUGGAAUCUUAAAAAGUGGAUCACACGACUUUACAAUCAUGCGAAACACUUGGUUGUCUGCCCGGAGUUCGAUUUUGGAAUACUGGACAUCGGCCAUUCUAUGUAUCUUUUGGAUUCAGUACUCUUGUGGGAUGCCUCAUGUCAUUCGAAUAGGGGGGAUUUUUGAGCAAACAGAGGGACCAGUGCCGCUCGUCAGCCCAGAGGAGCUUGCCUUUAAAUUUGCGGUGAACAACAUCAACAGAAACAGGACUUUAUUGCCCAACACGACGUUAACGUACGACAUACAGAGGAUUAAUAUCUACGACAGUUUUGAAGCGUCGAGAAAAGCCUGUGACCAACUGUCUUUAGGUGUAGUGGCAAUAUUUGGGCCCUCACAUAGCUCGUCCUCAAACGCCGUCCAGUCCAUCUGCAAUGCGUUGGAAGUGCCACACAUCCAGGUGCGAUGGAAACAUCACCCUAUGGACAACAGGGACACAUUUUACGCCAACCUGUACCCGGAUUACUCUUCUCUCAGCUACGGCAUCUUGGAUUUGGUGCAGUUCCUCAAGUGGAAAACAGCCACAGUCGUAUAUGAUGACAGUACAGGUCUUAUUAGACUACAGGAACUGAUAAUGGCCCCCUCCAGGUAUAACAUCAGGCUAAAGAUUCGCCAGCUCCCUUUUGACGGUGAGGACCCAAGGCCUCUCCUCAAGGAGAUGAAGAGAGGACGGGAGUUUCGCAUUAUCUUCGACUGCAGCCACGAAAUGGCUGCACAGAUCCUUAAACAGGCCCAGACGAUGGGAAUGAUGACAGAGUACUACCACUACAUCUUCACCACUCUGGACCUCAUGGCUAUCGACCUGGAGCCCUACCGUUUCUGUGGCGUCAACAUGACCGGCUUCCGCAUCCUCAACGUGGACAACCCUCAGGUGGCGUCCAUCGUUGAGAAGUGGUCGCAAGAGAGGCAGAUACCUCCCAAGCCCGACUCGGGUCUCCUGGAGGGGAUCAUGACGACAGAUGCUGCUCUGACGUACGACGCGGUCCACAUCGUGUCCGUCUCCUACCAGCACGCACCACAGAUGACGGUCAACUCGCUGCAGUGCCACCGCCACAAACCAUGGAGGUUCGGCGGACGCUUUAUGAACUUCAUCAAAGAGUCUCACUGGGAAGGCCUGACGGGGAGGCUGUCGUUCAACAGGACCAGUGGCCUCCGCACAGACUUUGACCUGGACAUCAUCAGCCUGAAAGAGGAGGGCCUGGAGAAGGUGGGGAAGUGGAGUGCGUCCGGAGGUCUCAAUAUCACCGAGGUGCCCAAGCGGAAAGGGAUGAACAUCACAGACUCACUGGCCAACCGUUCCCUGGUCAUCACCACCAUCCUGGAGGAGCCAUAUGUCAUGCUUAAAAAGUCUGACAAGGCGCUGGUUGGCAACGACCGUUUCGAGGGAUUCUGUAUCGACCUGCUCAAGGAGCUGGCCAGCAUCCUGGGCUUCACCUACGAGAUCCGCCUGGUGCCUGAUGGGAAGUACGGAUCGCAGGACGACAAGGGCCAGUGGAACGGCAUGAUCAAGGAGCUGAUGGAACACAGAGCCGACUUGGCUGUGGCCCCUCUUACCAUUACCUACCUGCGUGAGAAGGUCGUGGACUUCUCCAAGCCGUUCAUGAGCAUGGGCAUCAGCAUCCUGUAUCGCAAGCCCAACACCACCAACAACGGCUUCUUCUCCUUCCUCAACCCCAUGACCCCUGACAUCUGGGUCUAUAUCCUGCUGGCCUACCUAGGCGUCAGCUGUGUCCUCUUUGUCAUCGCUAGGUUCAGUCCAUACGAAUGGUACGACGCCCAUCCCUGCAAUCCCGGAUCCGAUGUGGUGGAGAACAACUUCACCCUCCUUAACAGCUUCUGGUUCGGUGUGGGCUCCCUCAUGCAGCAAGGCUCUGAGCUGAUGCCCAAAGCCCUGUCCACCAGGAUCAUCGGAGGCAUCUGGUGGUUCUUCACCCUCAUCGUCAUCUCCUCCUACACGGCCAACCUGGCCGCCUUCCUCACCGUGGAGCGCAUGGAGUCGCCCGUGGACUCUGCCGACGACAUCGCCAAGCAGACCAAGAUUGAGUACGGCGUGGUCAAAGACAGUGCCACCAUGUCUUUCUUCAAGAAAUCAAAGGUGUCUACUUUUGAGAAGAUGUGGGCUUUUAUGAGUAGUAAACAGAGUACGUCGCUGGUCAAGUCCAUUGAGGACGGCAUCCAGAGGGUUCUGAAGUCUGACUAUGCCUUGCUCAUGGAGUCCACCACAAUUGAUUACAUUACCCAGCGGAACUGCAACCUCACCCAGGUUGGAGGCGUCAUUGACAGCAAAGGCUAUGGAAUAGGCACUCCCAUGGGCUCUCCAUACCGGGACAAAGUGACCAUCGCCAUCCUGAGCAUUCUGGAGGAUGGCCGUCUGCACAUGCUCAAGGAGAAGUGGUGGAGCGGCAGCAGCUGUCUGGACGAAGAGCGCCGUGAGAAAGCCGGCCCCAUGGGCAUUCAGAACCUGGGAGGGAUCUUUAUAGUGCUGGCGUCUGGCCUGGUUCUCUCCGUCUUUGUGGCUAUAGCCGAAUUCAUAUACAAGCUAAGGAAGACGGCGAAACGUGAGCAGGUCUUUCUGCAGUGCCAUGGUGGACGAGAUCAGACAGUCGUUCACCUGCGGGAGGCGUGUGAAACACAAGCACCGCCACCAGGUCCCGGUCAAGACGGAUGCAGUGAUCAACAUGCACACGUUCAACGACCGACGACUCCCGGGAAAGGACAACAUGAGCUGCACCACUGGGAUGACCCCCGUGUUCCCGUGACGGUUUGCGCCUCCCAGAGAAAGAGCCUCCUGGGCAAUGUGGAGGGCGUGAUUGGUCCCGAAACCUGGGACAAUGGAAUCGAGGGGAUCACCAGAUUCACCAUCAACCACAGCGACAUAGGGACACUAACGAAACAUGGAACACUAACUCAACAUGGUACUAUCAAAAUGGCAGCAUCGGCGACACAGGUAUGACAGCGUUCACCCAUGUAUUCCAAAAGAGACAGAAAAAGAGAGAGAGUGAGGUGGAGGAGGAGAAGAACCGUUCCUGGAAAAGGAAACAACAUCUCCAAAUAAUCUGUAUUCAAGUCCGAUGUUUACGUAAGUAACACAAAAAUACACUCACCAAGGAAUCACAAGAUAUCCAAGGAAUCCUUGAUUGACAACAAUGAUUCAACCUUUUUAUUGGACAUAUGGCAUAAAGACAGAGUUGGCUUCGUUGAGCAUGGCAAUAAAAGAACUACAGACAGACAUGGGAAAUGGGGUUUUGGUGGGAGAUCAGUUAUGUCACACAUAGCACAUCACGAUCAUUGAAAGUCAAAGUUCUGACCGAUUCUUUUUUAUCUUGUCUGGAGGUCCUUUGGAAGCAGAAAAGUAUGUUACCUCAAACCUUGUACAGACACAACAUUAAGUUCUUGAUUCGCUCUCUUUGAGUCACCGUCUAUUUUGUGGGAGGCGUUUUUAAACGCAUGGCUUGGACCACCGGACUUCUAUAAUUCCACUAGAAGAAACACGUCCUUAGUACAUGCAGAUGACAGCAAUGGAAUCCCAACAGUGAGCAAAUCCCAUAGUAAGAGAGAGCAUUAGUCACUCAGUGAACUUGGUUUGCAGAGCUUUAAUUGACAAAAAAAUGACUGUUCAACGAGAGAGAGAGUUGACAUCACUGAAGCUAUCCUGAGGUUUUAAUGGGGCGACCUUGAUUUAUUGGUAAUAGAUUACAUUUACACAUAUUGUGCCAUUUUGUUAUUGUGACUAAACACAAUGUAGGGCCCUAUUUGUUUGCGCUUCCCCACAUUAUUUGCAGACGUAUGUUUUGUGGACAUUAAGAUAAUCUUGUACGUGGGAAAAAAAAUAAGAACAAUGAGCUAGCCAAUUGCCAAAGAUCUGCCCGUAAAAUAAAACUAAACAUUGGAUGUGACUGCUCAUGCAAGUGCUUCAUGAGAUACUGAUCCCAAAUGUGUAAAUUAGACUAUGUUGAUGAAGAAUAUCCAUGGCCUUUUUCCUCUUUACAACACAGGGUAAUGUGUUCCUAUCAGUAAUGAAGGGUUAUGGUUAGGGUUAUAGUCAGCUAGUUAGUUAGCCAGCUAGCUAGGAUAGCUUGGCUAAUUGGUUAUCUCUAGUUGGGUUAUUUCUGCCCAUGUCCACUUAAUAAACAUUUCAGAGAAAUGUGUCUACAUUGGCUUUGAGUUGUUAAAAAAACAAACAAUGGCAAUAUAACAUUUUCAGAAGGCAAUCAGCCAUCUGUUUCCAUUUUGUGAAAGUGUCUCUACAAUAAGGCCCCUCGGAAAUAGCCAUGUUAUAAUCGCACAACGUCCAUUGAAUUGCUCUUGCUGCUUGCGAUUAAUUACUUUCUGACUGCUAAACAGAUACUCUAAUCUAAUAAUAUCAGUGAUAUGAAAGAAAUGCAGAGAGCACAGAACAGAUGUACAGACUGCAUAGUCACUGUUUUAAGCUGGUUGGUUUUAGUUCUGUAAUUGCAGGUGAUUGUAAAUGACUCGGUUUAGUAUUGUGUUGGGCGGAGGACAUUGGACAAGGGGACCUUAUAAGUAAGAAACAAAUGCUGUCAUCAUUUUGAAUGGUACCACAUACUGUUCCUUCUAUGUGUGUUUACUUUGUGGCCAUGGCAACAGUGAAUGUCCUUGGGACUCGCAAAUUAUUUUGCUUAUUCAUAUUGCAGGGCCGAUAUUAAAGCUUUGUGGCAGCGUUUUCCGAACGCUACGCUACCGUUACGGAAAUGAGAUAAGCUAGCUCUGAGCGGCUGAUGAGACCCUUUUGGUUUUUGCAUUUGAUUUUCAUACUGUGCACUAGAAAUAGAUAUCAUUAAAUGAAUCAUUAUCAUGAAUCAAUAUCAUGCUCAGAUGAUGAGAUGAACAAACAGACGGAAGAUCUGAAGUUUGGGUUUUCUGGGUUCAUGUUGUCUGAAACGCCUAUAAACUGUAUAUCUGCAAUGAGUAUUGAGCUGUAGGAUGCUAGGAGUCUAUAUGUGAGCUGCCGGAAUAGGGAGCUGAAGAGACAGCAUACCUCUGUGAGGUUUACAAUAUUGAUAAAAAAAAAGACAAACUAUCUUGGGUUCCUUUUUUUUCAACAUUAACAAUGUAAAGAUUCAAGGAAAUUUACAUCUGUGUGACUUAUUAUUGGUUUGGUAGAAACUCAUUGUAUAAAUGUUAAUCAACUCCCUUCUGCAAAGUAGAGUAUAUGUAGAUAAGAUGAACAGGAGAAAAUGUAUUUUGCAAAAUUUUUACAGGUAAAUACAUACAUUUUUGCUCUCAGCCAAACACAAUUUUUUAAUUUAAAUUCGGUUUCAUAUGCCACUUUAACCUGUACCCCACUCCCACUUCCCCAUCCUCCAUAUUAAUUUAUUCAAUUGGAAUGGAUCAUAAUAUAUUAUAUUGGAUUAUGAUCAUCAAGAGUAGAAUAUUAUAUGUAAAUCUUAUUUUAUCGCACCUAAUAUAUUGAUAUGAGGUGUAUGUGACGUUGUGAUAUUGAAUUUCCCCAAAACUGUAGAGGAAACUUCUUUAGAAUAGAUUUUGUAUGAUCUCUUUUCUUCUCUUUUGAAACCCAUGAUGCAGUUGGGCAAAGACUGGUUGUUACACCACAUGUUAGACUGGCUUCCAGUUGAAUUCCCCUUUGACUGCAAAACACAAGUUACUUUAGUGCUUUUUUUUAUUAAUCCAUAUACUCUCCGAAAUAAUUGUGGUGAAAAUGGACAUCAGUGAUCCAUUAAUAAAACGAUUUAAAUGUACUACCAAGAUUUGAGUUCAGUUAAUUCAAUCAAUCCCAAUUAUAAAAGCAUACUGUCUUUUUUUUAUACCAAAAUGUGAAUCCAGUUAUUUUACAACAUUUUAUGAAAUCUAAGAUAAAAAUAAUGAAAAAAAUAACAUAACAUGUGCAGUAUUUGCUAUAAGUUAGAAUGAGUUACACUUUAUUAAGCAAUCAAACAGUCACAGCGCUAGGUAUUUAUUUAUGUUUUGUUAUUGAGUUUAGUUGAAUUGUCUACUUCUAUCGUUUGACAGGAAACCUCUCAAACAAUAGGAUUAAUAUGUUGGUGCCGACCAGGGUUUUCUUUGUGGACAUGCAGAAUUUCUAUGAAUAUAGUUUUUUGUAACGUUUUGUAACAUUUUCUGUUUACCUAAUAACUGUAUGUGUUAAGAGAAUACCAUUAUUAGAAUAAACAAGUAAAACAUGGGGAAAUACAAAAUCAUAGAGAGGCUAUUGCGUAAUUUUCUUUUUAACACACUGUGAAUAAUUCAAUUGUACAGUUUGCUGUAUGGGUUAUAUGAUUUUAAUGUUUUAAAUAAAACACGUAAAACUAUA